AUGGCUGAUGACGACAACUUCGACAUCGACAUCUACGGCGACGACUCGUACCAAGUCUCGGCCACCCAGCAACAAGACACGGCCGUAACCGACGCCAACGCCCCCAGCACAGAUGCGAACGCGGCAAACUCGAACGACGCACCGGAUACUACCACGGCCGACGCAGGAGACCAGACGGCCAAGCAAGAACUUUCAGGUGAAGCAACCAACGGCAACGGCCAUUAUGAACAGGGCACACAGCAGAUUGCAUCCACAGGCGGCGCAGCUGGCCUGGACGUUCACAAGCAAGCACCUCAGCAGCAGGGCACGAAGCGCAAGCAAGGCGAAGACGACGACCGCCCAACUGACCCCGGCGCCACCUCUGCUCUGAUGAUCAACGAUGUCAAUUGGUGGAUCAGUGAAGAAGAUAUCCGUGGCUGGGCUAACCAAAGUGGCUGCGAAGACGAGCUCAUCGAAGUGACCUUCAACGAGCACAAGGUCAACGGAAAGAGCAAAGGUCAAGUUUUUACCCUGUUGAACUCACCGCAAGCAGCUACUGCUCUCAAGCACCAGAUCGAGACGCUCUUCAAAGACCAAGCCCAUACGAAGAAGCCGACCGCCAUCUUCAGUCCCCCACACGUUAACCCGUUCAAAACACUACCCAAAGACGUCCCAGCACGGGACAAGGGCAGAAAUGACCGUGCUUCAUCCGGCAACUUCGGUAACCAGGGUGGUUACAACAACAGGGGUGGAUACAACAAUAACAACAGGGGCAAUUUCAACAGAGGCGGCAUGGGAUACCAAAACAACCGCAAUUUCUCACCUGCUGGUAACAACAUGGGUAACAGCAUGGGUGGCUAUGGCGCCCAAGCACCAAUGAACAACUUCGGUAACCCCAUGGGCGGCAUGAACAACUUUGGGGGUGGCUUCAACCGCGGUGGCAUGAUGGGUGGUAACAUGCGUGGUGGUAUGGGUAACCGUGGCCGUGGCGGCAACAUGGGCAUGAACCCCAUGGGCGGAGGUCCUAUGGGUGGAAUGAACAUGCCGAUGGGAGGAAACAUGAUGGGCAUGGGUGCCAACAUGAUGGGCAUGGGCGGUGGUAACAUGGGCAUGAUGGGAGGAAUGGGAGGUGGCUUUGGUGGCAACCCAGGUUUCAACCCCGGAUUCUUUCAAGGCAACCAGGGCGGCAACGACGGCAGUUGGCAGAACCCGCACGGUGCGAAGAGGCCCCGUCCUGAGUAG
Molecule: messenger RNA, 1221 nt
Organism: Exserohilum turcica Et28A
Lineage: Eukaryota; Fungi; Ascomycota; Dothideomycetes; Pleosporales; Pleosporaceae
Exons: 3
Coding region: 1-1221 (406 amino acids)
Biological process (GO): mRNA alternative polyadenylation
Cellular component (GO): mRNA cleavage and polyadenylation specificity factor complex
Molecular function (GO): mRNA binding
Source: RefSeq, a predicted model, not a curated record